AUGGCCACAUUCACAAAGAUCGCGGAGGAUGCCCGCCCUAGCAUCUCGGUGAACCCCUCCCACCCCAUCGCCCGCAUCGAUGACAACACCUACGGCGGCUUCACCGAGCACAUGGGACGAUGCAUUUAUGGUGGCAUCUACGACCCUGGCAACCCUCUCUCAGAUGAGAACGGCUACCGCAAGGAUGUUAUCGAGGCUGUUAAAGAGCUGAACUGCCCUGUUAUGCGCUACCCAGGCGGAAACUUCUGUGCCACUUACCACUGGAUUGACGGUGUUGGUCCCAGAGAGAAGCGCCCCAAGAGACCCGAGCUGGCCUGGAUCGGCGUCGAGUCCAAUGAAUUCGGAACAGACGAGUUUAUGAAGUGGUGUGAGGUCGUUGGCGCGGAGCCCUACCUGGCCCUCAACUUCGGCACCGGCACGCUCGACGAAGCGCUCGCGUGGCUCGAGUACUGCAACUCUGACAGGGACACGUACUACGCCAACCUGCGCCGCCAAAACGGCCGCGAGAAGCCUUACAAUGUCAAGUACUGGGCCCUGGGCAACGAGAUGUGGGGUCCCUGGCAGGUCGGCCAAAUGACCAAGGAGGACUACGCCAAGCAGGCUUACCAAUGGGCGAAGGCCUUGAAGCUGUUGGAUCCCUCAAUCGAGCUCAUUCUGUGUGGUGAGACCGGCUUCAGCAGCUGGGAUACGUAUGUCAUCAAGGAGUGCAUCACGUGGAGCAUGCACGGCCUGGGUGGCAGCACCACCGCCUCCUUGAUCGACAUGCACAGCAUUCAUCUGUACACUGCGUCGAACGACCACCUCAAGAACGCCACCGCCCCUCGAGCCGCCGAGAGGGCCAUUGAGAUUACGGGAGGCCUUAUCGACCUGGCCCGUAUCGAGAACAAGGUGCCCCCUACGUGCAAGAGACAAAAGAUCUGCUUCGACGAGUGGAAUGUUUGGGAUCCUGUCCGGGCUCCUGGUGAAGAGGGCGGUGAGGAGUCAUACACACUCUCCGACGCUCUCGCUGUGGGAGUCUGGCUGAACGUCUUUGUCCGCCAGGCCAAGUACAUUGGCAUGGCCAACAUCGCACAGUCCGUCAACGUUAUCUCCCCCUUGAUGACCACCAAGGAGGGCAUCACCAAGCAGACCACCUGGUGGCCUCUGCUGCUCUUCAGCAAGUACAUGAGAGGCCAGGUCAUUGCGACCAACGUUCGCUCUCCCGAGUACGAGGGCCCCACGGAGCCCAACUGGAUCAGGGGCGCCAUUGAGACCCCUUACCUUGAUGUCAGCGCCACCAUUGACGAUAACGGCUUCGUCAACCUGGCUGUCGUCAACGUCCACGAGACCAAGAACUUCUCCGUGGACCUGAACGGCAUCGCCUCCGGCGCCGAAGUCACCGUCUACACAGUCACUGGGGAGAGUGUAUCCGUCGUCAACAAGGGCGACCAGAACCCGGUUGGUAUCGCUGAGAGCAAGUGGGACGGCAAGGGUCCCUAUGAUUUCGUGAAGGCUUCCGUUACUCUGUUGAGAUGGAAGGCCUGA
Colletotrichum karsti is the source of this 1524-nucleotide messenger RNA. RefSeq names its product alpha-l-arabinofuranosidase. Gene Ontology annotation, biological process: L-arabinose metabolic process; polysaccharide catabolic process. The transcript is spliced from 7 exons. The record is from RefSeq and is a predicted model, not a curated record. Lineage: Eukaryota; Fungi; Ascomycota; Sordariomycetes; Glomerellales; Glomerellaceae. Gene Ontology annotation, molecular function: alpha-L-arabinofuranosidase activity. The coding region runs from base 1 to 1524 and encodes 507 amino acids.